AUGGCAGGAGCCGCCGCCGUCCGGUCGUGCUUCUCCGCCGGCGUCACCCCCUGCAUCCAGCCGAGGCAUCCCCCCGCCGACGGCAUCGUCAGGCUCGGGGGGCUGCGGGCGCUGCGCCUGCCGAAUGUCGCCUGCACGCUGGACGGGCUGGGGAUCAGCUGCAGGGGGGCCUCCGGCCCGAGAUGGCGGCUGCCGAGGGUGUGCUCCACCGCUGUAGCCCAGGAGGAGGAGGCGGCGGCCGCGGCCGUGGACGGAGAGCCCGCCGGGGAGGACGGAGGGUCGGAGGCUGAAGUGGGCGAGGACACGGUGAACACCAAGCUCUACUUUGGCAAUCUGCCGUACAAUUGCGAUAGCGCCCAGCUGGCCGGGAUCAUCCAGGAGUAUGCGACCCCGGAGAUGGUCGAGGUAAGGGAGACCUGGAGCUCCUGCCGCCCGCGGAUAUGCUUGAAUUUCAGAUAUUCGCUCCGUUGCAGACGGAUUUCGAUUUCAAGCAUAUUGAAAAACCGGACGAGAUUAAUCCUCGCGACUUCAUCUCUCUAGAUUUUCUGUUCGGAGAAGAUCUCACACAGACGCGUCCGACAGACCUCCUAUUAGAGCUCCUCGGGAACACCUACACAAGCUUGUAGACGGCAAUUGAGGAGAAAUCUGGAACCCUUUCCCAGGAUUCGUCAUCUCCGUCGGAGAAUUAGAAUCGAUCAUCAGUUACUCGCCCAACUCUCGAAAGUACCUUUCGCCCAGUCUCCCGUGGCUCGUGAUCUCGAUAUCUUGCUUCUGCUCCUUCUACCAGAGCUUUGAUCCUGGGUCGGCAUCGAGAGACCCCAUAUUCAAUUCUCGUCAGGUUUCUGUCCAAAGAUCCAGAGGUUUGGACAAUGGGAGGAUCGGGCUCUUGCCUCUGAAUCGACUGGCUUUUUCUACUAGAUCACUAUUCUCAGCUCGUGCGACAUGUAGACUAAUUAAACCCUAGUAGCUGUCCUUUCUCCUUCCCGAGCUUUAAUCCUGUGGAGAUGACGACCGACGUUUUUCUUUUUUUGUUUCUUGUUUUUUGAUUUUGGUGACGGGGUCGCAGGUGCUCUACGACAAGGACACCGGCAGAAGCAGGGGGUUCGGUUUCGUCACCAUGAGCUCCGUGGAAGACUGCGAGGGCGUCAUCCAGAACCUCGACGGAAGCGUAAGCAUCCCUACAUGAAGAGACAAUCGAUAUCGAGGAAGACGAAGGCCUCUUCGCUUCUCCUCGGAUUCUUGGAAUUAAUAGCGGGAGGGAUGGGAUGCCCCUUUUCCUGGUGUUGCUGUUGAUGGUGUUGUUGUUGUGUGUGCUGUGUGUGUGUGUGAAUUGCAGCAAUACUCGGGGCGGGUGCUGAGGGUGAACUUCUCGGACAAGCCCAAGCCCAAGGAGCCCCUGUACCCGGAGAGCGAAUUCAAGCUCUUCGUGGGGAACCUUUCCUGGUCGGUGACGGCGGAGAGCCUGAUCCAGGCCUUCCAGGACUACGGCGAGGUGGUCGGCGCCCGGGUCAUCUUCGACGGCGACACCGGCCGCUCCCGCGGUUACGGCUUUAUCUGCUACUCUACCAAGUCCGAGAUGGACACCGCCCUCCAGUCACUCGACGGCAAGGUACGUCUACCCUUCUUCUCCCUUCCUUCUCCCCACACUCUUCUUCUUCUGCUUCCGCCACCACCGCCGCCGCCGCUGAUGGAUGUGGAUUUUGCAGGAGCUGGAAGGGCGGCCCAUGCGGAUCAGCCUGGCGCUAGGGAAGCGCUCCUGA
Molecule: messenger RNA, 1760 nt
Organism: Spirodela intermedia
Lineage: Eukaryota; Viridiplantae; Streptophyta; Magnoliopsida; Alismatales; Araceae
Source: the annotation of a GenBank genome assembly